Lingula anatina is the source of this 2968-nucleotide messenger RNA. Its product is annotated as EF-hand calcium-binding domain-containing protein 6-like. Lineage: Eukaryota; Metazoa; Brachiopoda; Lingulata; Lingulida; Lingulidae. Gene Ontology annotation, molecular function: calcium ion binding. The record is from RefSeq and is a predicted model, not a curated record.
CAAAGGUAAUUUUUUGUUUUAUCUCAAUUUCAGCUCGAAAUGCUUCUGAGAGAGAAGUCAAAGGGUGGAUUUUAUGAACUGAGAAAGAGAUUCAAGGACAAUGAUCCAGAAGGCAAAGGCAAUGUGACAAGAGAGGCACUAGCUCGCAUUAUUGUCACCUUCCUGGGACGUCCCCUCAGCAACACACAAUUCUCCAGACUCCUCGAGAGAUUUGCUUUGGCAGACAAAACUGUGGUGUCCUUUACAGAAUUCUUUGCCAUCUUCCGUGAUGCGGCUUCCUCAGAAUAUCCUCGCUGGAUGGAUCCAGUCCAUAGACAUCACCAGGAAAAAGUGACCAUGAAUGCAGCCCAGGUUCAUGCACAGUUGAAAGAGAAAGCAAAACAAAGAUUCCUGGAUAUGGCAGAUUUGAUUCCCCAGAGCAAUCCUGGAGGCACAGGAAGGCUUCUGAAGCCAGAGUUCAGAAAUGCUCUCAACAAGAUGAUGUUCUUCAUGGACGAUGACGAGUUUGAAAAACUUUGGGAAAGGUAUGACACAGAAGGAUAUGGUACUAUUGAUGGAAAAAAGCUGAUGAAGAAAUUGGGGAUCGAUUUAGCAAAUGGCACAGCUGGCAAAACAAGCCCACGAUUAAGCCCUAUUCCAGAAGGUGGCAGAAGAUCAGGCAUGGCUAGAUCACCAAGGAAGAAGGAGGCUGAUCGUCAGAGGUCCCUGGGAAUUGAAAACUGGUUGAAAAACAAAUUUAGAGAGGGAUGCCAGAACAUGAGAGUGGCUUUUGAAACAUAUGAUGAGAAAAACACAGGAAUGGUCAGUGCAGAAAACUUCCUGACAGUGCUGAAUGAGUUUGGUUUGAAGCUUGAGAAGCCUCAUCUGGAGGAGUUUCUGGCCAGAGCAAACAUUGAGCUGCAGAAGCAAGGUGUAAAAUAUAGAGAAUUCCUUCACAGAUUCCAAGACCGCAGUGAGGCUGGCAUGCCACAUAAGAUACUUUCCAACCCAAAACACAGGUACAACAAAUCUCGUGCAGGAAGUGCAGGUGGCAAAUCAACAGUGAGUGCACUGGAGGCCCAAAUCAUGAACAUGUUCCAGACAGAUUUCCUGGCUCUUUUGGGGACAUUCCAUAAAAUUGACAGAAUGGGCACAGACCAAAUCUCACAGGAAGAGUUCAGAGCCGCCAUUGAAAGUCGCUUCAGCCUGAACAUGACAGAUUUGCAGUUCAAUAAUCUUAUAGAUAAAGUGCCUCUCUCUGAAGAUGGAUCUGUGAAAUAUGCUGAAUUUAUGUCACAGUUUGAUACAAGGGGUAAAGCUCCUAGCUUAUUUGAGAAAACUGCUGGAGAACCACAAAUGCCAAAACCCAAUACCAAGGUGGAUAGACUAGUGGUCCAGGAGCCCAUGGAUAUUGACUCAGAGGUAGAAUACAAGCACAGAACAAUACCACAGCUCCAGAAAAUGAUCAAAGAUCUGUUACAUAAUAGAUAUGCUGAAGUGGAAAAUGCCUUCUAUGAACUGGAUGAGUCCAACAAUCAGAGACUCUCCCAAGAGCUAUUCUAUCAGCUCAUGAAAAAAUUCAUAGAGCCAGAGAUCACAAGGGGAGAGAUCAGAGAGUUAUGGAAGACAUUCAUUCUCAACACACGUAAAACCCUGGAUUACCUGGAGUUUGUCCGCCAUUUUGGUUACAACGCUAAAGAUGCCUCCUUCCCCAAUGCCAAACUGUCUCCCCCCAAGAAGGGUGACUCUGAUUUCAUGAUGAGGUCACGGAAACUGAACUGUGCUGCUGAUAUGCUUCAAGAUAGCCUUCGUGCCAAGAUUGAUUACAUGUGGGAGGACUUGAGAAGAGAACUAGUGGAUAUGGAUCCUUAUGCUACCCAGUUUGUUACCAUUGACGAAUUCAGGGAAAUCCUGACCGAACUCUGUGUGCACCUUAGUGACUAUGAAUUGGAUAUGCUGUGCAAAAAGUUUGAGACCAAGAAAGAUGGAAGAAUCAACUAUGUAGAGUUCUUGAAGCCAUUUGCACUGAAAAAACAAGUAUGGCGCCACGGCAACAACAUGCUUUCCUUGCUCCAGCACCCUGCAGCAGAGCUUCCCAUUGCUGAUAUUGUAGAAAAUCCAGAGAAGGGACUCACAGGUCUCACAGCCAAGCUCAGACAAAAGUUGUCUGGUGAUUGGAAAAAUCUGCGUCGUACCUUCAAGAAACUAGAUGUCAACAACGAGGGCUACCUAUCAGUUCCCGAGUUCCGAUCUGUCUUAAAGCUGGCCAAUGUGGUCUUAGAUGAGGAAGAGGUGUAUCAAGUGAUGCAGAAGUUUGAUGAGAACAUGAGUGGGAAGAUUCCAUAUAACAAAUUCCUCAGUGAGACAUUUAAGCAAUCUCCUCAAAAGGCUGUCUAAAACGUCCCAAUUAAUUGCCUUUUUUUGUUAGCUUAGGUAUCUGUAAGCAUUGCCAUAAAGGAAAGAUUUGGUUCUGGCAUUUUUGUCCAAGUUAUGGAUUAAUAUUUUUUACUAUGAUAUAUCAAAUAAAACCACAAAGCAUAUAGAAGUGAAGAGGGAAGAGAGAAAUGGCACAUGUAAAAGUUGGACAUAAAACAAAUGGUUUUUCAGAUAAGUUCAAUUUACUGCCAGUGGUAAUAAUUGGUCCUGACUGUAUUUUUUCAUAGUAUGACCAGGUUUUUUCCACACAAACUGGCCUCAGAUUUUGCUUUUUGUGGAUUGAAAAGAAUACUAAUGGAAGAAUACUAAUGGUUACCUUCAGUGAGGUGUGUUUAUGUAAACUUUUAAAUAAUUAAUGUCUUCUAUUUUCUACAUGGAAAAAAUGAUUGCAAUUAAAAAAUUUAAGGACAAUUUAACAGUUGGUAAUCAACAAAUUAUUUUAAUGAAUAUUGUUAUAUUGACAAUAAUUUCAAAGUUGAUUUCUAAUUAAGCAUAAUGAAAGCACAAUGAUUUUCAAAUAAUUGAAUGCAGCAUAAUAUUACUUUUGAUAAAA